AUGAUGGACCUGAACCUCCCCCUCUCCUCCCCCAUGAUGGACCUGAACCUCCCCCUCUCCUCCCCCAUGAUGGACCUGAACCUCCCCCUCUCCUCCCCCAUGAUGGACCUGAACCUCCCCCUCUCCUCCCCCAUGAUGGACCUGAACCUCCCCCUCUCCUCCCCCAUGAUGGACCUGAACCUCCCCCUCUCCUCCCCCAUGAUGGACCUGAACCUCCCCCUCUCCUCCCCCAUGAUGGACCUGAACCUCCCCCAUGAUGGACCUCUCCCCCCCUCCUCCCCCAUGAUGGACCUGAACCUCCCCCUCUCCUCCCCCAUGAUGGACCUGAACCUCCCCCUCUCCUCCCCCAUGAUGGACCUGAACCUCCCCCUCUCCCCCCCAUGA
Molecule: messenger RNA, 384 nt
Organism: Knipowitschia caucasica
Lineage: Eukaryota; Metazoa; Chordata; Actinopteri; Gobiiformes; Gobiidae
Source: the annotation of a GenBank genome assembly